Messenger RNA from Sphaeroforma arctica JP610, 280 nucleotides. RefSeq lists its product as hypothetical. The transcript has a single exon. The record is from RefSeq and is a predicted model, not a curated record. Lineage: Eukaryota; Ichthyosporea; Ichthyophonida. The annotation marks the transcript as partial.
AUGCUUAUGAGAGUAGGCAUCUAUGAUCAGCAGCCCGAGCGUCGCAUACCUCUGGUUGACUCAGAGCUCAGAAAGAGUUACGACCAGACCAUCAAUGCGUGUGGUGAUGACGAGGAGGACGCAUUAUUUCAAAUCAGUCAUUACAUUAGCGAGCUAGAUAUGAUGCGUUCAUACUCAGGUGAUAAGGUCAAUGAACCAGCAUUAUCUAAACUACUGAAGAUCUCGGAAUUUCCGAAGUUAACGAGAGAUCCUUUCUUCAAAAUAGAAAAUUGUGAAGACA